This is a messenger RNA of Dreissena polymorpha, 1440 nucleotides long. RefSeq names its product partitioning defective 3 homolog. Gene Ontology annotation, biological process: establishment or maintenance of epithelial cell apical/basal polarity; intracellular protein localization; establishment of centrosome localization. Gene Ontology annotation, cellular component: adherens junction; cell cortex; apical plasma membrane. Bases 514 to 1440 code for a protein of 308 amino acids. The record is from RefSeq and is a predicted model, not a curated record. Gene Ontology annotation, molecular function: phosphatidylinositol binding. NCBI's taxonomy places the organism in Eukaryota, Metazoa, Mollusca, Bivalvia, Myida, Dreissenidae. The transcript is spliced from 7 exons.
GAAAUACUCGGUUCGGUUCCCCAAGCGUAAACAAGAAAGUUUACUCACAAUCAUUGAUAACAGAAAAUAUGGAGAUCUUACUGUUUAAAUCGGAGUUUAUGUGUUACAAGUAAUCUAUAUAUGAGAAUUAUCACAAAAUCAAAUCUGCACAAUUGUUUAUUUGUGGGAAUGGAAUGUAAAAUGCGAUCAGGAUGAAAACAAAAUAUCACCUGUAGACUGUAGAGUAAGUGUAACUGUAAGAGGGGAUAUGAAUUCGGUGUUGUUUUAAAUCUGAGUUGUCGUUAUUUGUGUACAAGUAAUUGUUUUCGUUAAAUUUGUAUAAUUCAGUGCAUUUUCAAAGGGUGUGUAGAGUGCUUUUUUAUUUUUACAUUCACGAAAUCUGUAUUGAAGUACACAAAUUACCUGUUUGUUUACAUAGUAAUGACUAAUGUGUUUAAGUGUGUUUUUGUGGAUUUAAAAUGAAAUUGUGGAAGUAAUGUUGUGUGAUCUGAAUAUGUCAAUUAUGUGCAAACAAUGCCAAUGAAAGUGACAGUGUGCUUUGACAAAGUGAAAGUCCUUGUUCCAUGCGGAGAUGGUGAGAUACUGGUUCGUGAAUUGAUUGAGAAGGCCAUACAUCGGUACCGAAAAGCUCAGGGAAAGCCAUCUGACCACUGGGUGAGUGUUCACACACUACGUACUGUCAGUGAGGACUCGAUACUGGAUCCAGACGACACGCUCUGUGAUGUAGUGGACGAUAGAGAACAGCUGGUUGCAGACUUUGAGGAGCAAGGAGGACCCCGCCACCACCACAAUGGAGGUGAUGGACAGAGUGUCAGCUCUGCGGGGACCGCCAGCCCGGAGAUCUUCACCUCCGACCUGACCAAUCACAAGUCAGAUCACCAACGAGGCUUCUCAUUAGACAGCAAUCACGAUGUGAUUGUCACAGAGUCUGAUAUUAAUUCGGGUUCAGGUCUGAAGGUGCGACGGGGCAGUGAGCCAGCCCUCAAUGUGUUGAGUGAUGAUGAGGAGGAGGCUGGGCGGAGUCUGAAACCAUCCAGCAAGAGCCAGGGAGACCUUGCACUGAGACAGGCCCAGCUUGGAAAAUACUAUCUCGCCAACAUACUCUACGAAAGAGCAGGAACAUACGGGAUGGAGGUCAGCACGGACAAGUCGAAGAUAACGGUAAACAGCACGACCAAUAACAGAACAGACAUCACCAUGAACGGCGAGAAGCUAGAAGAAGUGAUCAGCUUCAAGUAUGUGAUCGCAACUCUGUCCAAGAAUGCAAAUAACAGACCUGACCAAACUGGGGGAGAAUUCCUGUAUCGUCGCCUCUCAUUUUCCCCAAACGGUCAAACCUGUCAACGGAAUGAUGAUGAUGAUGAAGAAGAUGAUGAAGAAGAAGGAGAUGAUUUUGCUGCUGAUGAUGAUGAUGAUGAUGGGCUAUACAAAAACCUAUAA